Molecule: messenger RNA, 3115 nt
Organism: Alosa sapidissima (American shad)
Lineage: Eukaryota; Metazoa; Chordata; Actinopteri; Clupeiformes; Clupeidae
Gene: rcbtb1
Product: regulator of chromosome condensation (RCC1) and BTB (POZ) domain containing protein 1
Exons: 12
Coding region: 273-1868 (531 amino acids)
Molecular function (GO): protein binding
Source: RefSeq, a predicted model, not a curated record
GCGUUCAAGUACAGCGUGGCUGGUAAGAGCAUCAACAUCAGCUGUGCAGUCUGGGACGCAGCAGAUAGCUGCAAAUUGUCAACAAACGGGAGCUCGGCAUCGGUAAUACGGCUAAUUGCCAACUGUGAAUAGGUGUCAGCAGCAGGGGCAGCAGCUGCGGAGCCACCCCCAUCCUUAGCCCGACUGUGCCGCCACCUCCACCUCUGCCCGCGCCCCCUGGCUCCUCCACUCUGCCUGCCCGCUCGGCCCGGCAGUCCCUGAAGUGCCCAGUCAUGGUGGACGUCAGCAAAUGGCCACUCUUCACGCUGAUGUCUGCCCAGGAACUUGUCUCCAUCCGACAGGCCUGCGUCUUUGGCACCUCGGCCAACGAGGCCAUCUACAUCACCCACGACGAUGAGGUGUUCGUGUUUGGGCUGAACUGCAGUAACUGCCUGGGCACUGGUGACAGCCAGAGCACUAUCGUGCCCAAAAAGCUGGACAUCCUGAGUGGGAAGAAGGUGGUCAGCCUGAGCUACGGCAGUGGACCUCAUGUGUUACUGGCCACCGAAGAUGGAGAUAUGUACGCCUGGGGCCACAAUGGCUACAGCCAGCUGGGCAAUGGAACAACUAAUCAGGGCGUGGCACCGGUGCUGGUGACCACCAACCUGCAGAACAAGCGAAUCACAGAGGUCUCCUGUGGCUCUCACCAUUCCAUGGCUCUUACAUCUGAAGGGGAGGUGUAUGCGUGGGGCUACAACAACUGCGGCCAGGUAGGCUCAGGCUCCACGGCCAAUCAGCCGACGCCGCGGAAGGUGUCCAACUGCCUGCAGAACAAGCACGUGGUCAGCCUGACCUGUGGCCAGACGUCCUCCAUGGCUGUGGUGGAUAAUGGAGAGGUGUACGGUUGGGGUUACAAUGGAAAUGGGCAGCUGGGUUUGGGGAACAACGGCAACCAGUUGACUCCAUGUCGGCUGGCUGCUCUGCAGGGCUACUGUGUACUGCAGAUUGCCUCUGGCUACGCUCACACACUGGCCCUGACGGACGAGGGGCUGCUGUACGCCUGGGGGGCCAACACCUACGGGCAACUGGGCACUGGCAACAAGAGCAACCAGCUCAGCCCUGUGCAGAUCAUGACCGAGAAGGAGAGGAUCGUCGAGAUUGCAGCGUGCCACUCCACACACACGUCGGCAGCAAAGACCCAGAGUGGUCAGGUGUUCAUGUGGGGCCAGUGCCGGGGCCAGGCCAUCGUCCUGCCCUACCUCACACACUUCUCCUGCACCGACGACGCCUUCGCAUGCUUUGCCACCCCCUCAGUCAUGUGGAGGCUGCUCGCCAUGGAGCACGACGACUUCCUGACGGUUGCGGAGUCCCUGAAGAAGGAAUUUGACAGCCCUGAAACGUCCGACCUGAAGUUUAGUGUUGAUGGAAAGUACAUUCAUGUACACAAAGCUGUCCUAAAGAUCAGGUGUGAGCACUUCCGGUCAAUGUUCCAGUCACAUUGGAAUGAGGACAUGAAGGAGGUGAUUGAGAUUGACCAGUUCUCUUACCCUGUGUACCGCUCCUUCCUGGAGUUCCUCUACACAGACAACGUGGAUCUGCCACCAGAGGAUGCCAUUGGGCUUCUGGAUCUGGCCACCUCCUACUGUGAGAACCGUCUGAAGCGACUGUGCCAACAUAUCAUCAAGAGAGGCAUCACCGUGGAGAACGCCUUCUCCCUGCUCUCCGCCGCCAUCCGCUAUGAUGCAGAGGACCUGGAAGAGUUCUGCUUCAAGUUCUGCGUGAACCACCUGACAGAGGUGACUCAGACGGCCGCCUUCUGGCAGAUCGACGGCCACAUGCUCAAGGAAUUCAUCAGCCGCGCCAGCCGCUGUGGAGCCUUCAAGAACUAGGAUCCACUCGCCGUGGCAACACCACUGUGGUGCCGUGGGAACGCCAGGCCGGCACCAUGCCCCUUUUGAGAACCCUGCCGUCAAUAACACUUCGCCCACCAUCAUCAGCCAGUUACUGUCCACACACACACACACACACACACACACACACACCAACCAGAGAGCCUGGCCUGCACUUUUUGGGGGGUUUAAAGGGUGACUGCAUUAUUUUGUGAUGACCACUAUAGUGUUUAUUCUCUUUUCUGAUUGAGUGGUGCUCAUGCGUACUGGCAGUGUGAGGGUUUAGAGAGAGAGAGAGAGAAUGGCUUUUGGCUUUGCUACAGGCAUUACAAUGACUAUGCUUUAGCUGGGAACGCUAAGAACCAGUAGUUGCUUAGUAGCUUUUCUGCUCUAAUGGAUUUGGGUGGAAUGGUGUUUUCACAGGAUUUUAAGGAGGGUGUUAUGUUUCCUCUCUCAUGGCCACUUUAGAGGAAGUCUCAUGCCUACAGUACUGCUCUCUGAGCCUUCCAUUCUGCACUUAAAUGUUUUUGGUGAAUGUUACACUAAUCAAAGGUUCUCCUCUUUUUCUGAAAUGUGAAGGAAACGUGUGGUUUACCUGCCUGCCAAGAUGCAAUUAGACAUUCUUUUAACUUUAAAAAAUUGACCAAAAAGGACUUGUAGCCAUUGCUUUACAGUCUGAUUGAAAUGCUGAGUGCUUUGAAUUGCUUGUGUUUGUAUCGGAGAAUACAGUUAAAGAUAAUGUGGACCAGCCUAGCGUUGACCAUUGGAGAAUUUUGAGUUCUAUUAGCAGAAAACCUGGCCAGCUGGAAGUUUGUUUCAGCUAAUCCAGUUUUUGAAAAACAACUCUACCCUGUCUUUUUUUUCCAGGGGAAAGGUUGCAGCACUCACGUUCACUUUGCAGCAAAUGUGCAGCAUUUCCUCUUGAAAUGGUUGCAUUAUUUUCAAAUUUAGUGACAUGGCUUAAAAAAAAAAAAAAAUCCUACUGGGACAAUAAAAUUACAUAUUUUUUGUUGCAAUAAAUGCCAACAUUGCACCAUUUUGUUACAAAGCUGUCAGCUGCAUUGGAGAACAAAUGAGAUAAUAAAUAUUAUAGUGUAUAGUUGCUUUUUGAAAAGAAGAAAAAAACAUUGUAUAUACUGUAUAGUUUUUGCAUUACCUUGAAAAUAUAAUCUAUUUUAUGAAGUUUUAUGUUAUCAAGGACCUCUUAUAAAAGGAAAAAAAUAAAUAAAAGUUUUGUUCUUCUCAUG